This is a messenger RNA of Pseudopodoces humilis (Tibetan ground-tit), 293 nucleotides long. NCBI's taxonomy places the organism in Eukaryota, Metazoa, Chordata, Aves, Passeriformes, Paridae. The record is from RefSeq and is a predicted model, not a curated record.
GAAUUUGGCUAAUGUGGAAGAGAUUGGGAUGUGUUCAUACAUUAACCAUGUUAUCACCAUGACCACGUUGUACAUUCAACAGUUAAAAAGCAAAACAAAAGAAAAAGAAGUGGAGGAUCAGACUCCUAUAGAAGAAUUUGUGAGACAUGCAUUGGCUUUCUGUGAAAGUCUGUACGAUCCGUAUCGAAACUGGAGGCAGCGAAUAGCAGGACGUUUCCUUAGUACAGUUGAAAGGAGCAGACAGAAGUAUAAACCAGCUUCCCUCACUGUUGAAUUUGUCCCUUUCUUUUACC